This is a messenger RNA of Dioszegia hungarica, 837 nucleotides long. RefSeq lists its product as uncharacterized. The record is from RefSeq and is a predicted model, not a curated record. The transcript is spliced from 2 exons. NCBI's taxonomy places the organism in Eukaryota, Fungi, Basidiomycota, Tremellomycetes, Tremellales, Bulleribasidiaceae. Bases 1 to 837 code for a protein of 278 amino acids.
AUGUCUGCCGCCCAUAUCAACGACGACACCAUGCCCUCCAUCGUCGCUCACGCCGGGACUGGCGUAAACACCCCUUCGUCCCCUGCCUCGUCUGCCGCAUCUUCCCUCAACCUCACUCCGCCCGAGUCGGUCGUAUUCGAUGACGACUCGUGCGUCAUCAUUGGCGGCGAGUAUUUCGACCUCGAUGCCUGCGGGGACGAGGCGAAGGACAACAUCAAGGACAAGCUCGCGGAGCAUCACGGCGAAGGGGAGGUAAAGGAGGAGAGGAAGAUCGUGCUUGUGAUCUGUGGGGGAGGGGCGAAGGCCGGGGGAUUGACGUUCAUGUUCCCCGCCGAGCAGAUCAAGGAGCACUGGGGCAAGCAGCGCUGGGUCAUGCCUAUCUCCAUCUCGCACGCCCACGCCAACGCCAAUGCGGGCCACCUGGUCUCCCUCCUCCUGGACGAUCAAGAGGAAGAGGUCGACUUCACCUCUUACUCGUUCAAAGAGCUCAACAGCGCCGCUUCCAUCGCCGGGGACCUCUGUCUUCGCCGUAUUCAAGCGGAGAUCAAGCCCCACAUGCUCGCCAAGCUCGCCCAAGCCGCCCCGGCCAUGUUUGUCGACGCGUCCAAGCAAGGGAAUGUCUGGAGAAUGGUAGACGCCAUCCGGUACCUCGGAUCCACCGACAAGUCCGCUGAGAUCCUCGCGCUUGUCGAAGUCGGGAACGCCUUCUUUGUCCGCAUGCUGGCGGCGGCGGUCGAAGUGACGGUCGGAGGUGGGGAUGGGGAGAGCGUGGACUGGGAGGCGGUCGCGGAUGCGUUUGAGGACGGGCUUGAGGCUCUUGGGGAGGAUGAUGACUAG